GUAUGCCUCAGAGGUCCCUGGUUACUUCUCACUCCUGUUUGGCACCGGAGUAACGCUCAAACAGUCAACCGUGCAGGAAUCUCGCUCCAACAGCAAGCAGCGGAAGAAGUCAUUUGCAUGGUGGCCGUAGUGGAGGGAUGGUCAUAAAGCCGUGUGUUGGUGUGUAGAGACAAACUCGGGAGUGUCGUGGUUGUGUAGAGAGAGAAGGACCGGCCACAAUAACACCGACGUGCGAGUGUCUGGCCGUCAUGUUUACAUCAAUAUUAAUAUUAUGUGUUGGGCUGCUGGCCCUGACCAAUCCGUCAAGCAGCCAGAGUCGGUGGGAUCCGGUGAUGAUUACUAAACCAGAGGCUUUCCUGGGUCAGGUGGGCGCCUCCAUCACCCUCCCCUGCUCCAUCAGGAACGCAGGACGUAAGUCAGUAUUCUGGUUCAAGGGAGAGCCACCGACAGGCAGGGAGCUGAUUAUGCAGGUGAAGCGUAUCCGAGGGAAAUUCGUGGUGCCCCGCCAGUACCAACGGGUCCUGCAGGCGGGCAAGCUGGCCACCCAGGGCACUGAUCUCACCAUCAACGACCUCACCUUCGACGAUGCUGACAGCUACACCUGCAGCGUCGCCUGGGCCAAACAGACCGUCACCCACACGCUGGAGGUCGUCGCAGGAGGAGGACCAGAUGUGGUGUCUCAACCGUCGCCAGAGCUCCAGGUGGUGUAUGACCCGCCCAGCCUCAGGGCCUCCGUGGCUUUAGGUGAUUCCACCAGCCUCAACUGCACCGCCACCGGCUACCCCUCCCCUACCCUCAGCUGGCGCAAGGAGGGUGAAGCACAGAUUCUAAGUGAGAACUCUACCCUCACCCUAACCGAAGUGACUACUGAGGACGCUGGUCGCUACGUGUGUACAGCGUCCAACGGCGGUGUCCUACAGGAUCAAGACGGCUCCUUCGACGUACAAGGAGUGUAAG
Molecule: messenger RNA, 957 nt
Organism: Homarus americanus (American lobster)
Lineage: Eukaryota; Metazoa; Arthropoda; Malacostraca; Decapoda; Nephropidae
Product: lachesin-like
Exons: 5
Coding region: 249-956 (235 amino acids)
Source: RefSeq, a predicted model, not a curated record